CUGAUUACGCAUAGAGUGCCUAAUAAAAUGGAGCUGUCAAAAUAUUUGUGAAUAAUUUGGCUUAUCGGUGUUUUUUUCUUUUGUAAAAUUUACCUUACGUUUAUAUAAUUAGCUAACAUUUAUCUUUGAAAAUUAGAUAACAUUAAAUUUCACUGGAGGUAAAGUGCAGUAUUAUAAAAUUUUAUACCUAAAUAAUCAGCAAUCAUGGCGAAAACUAUUGAACGCGGAGCAAAAACUUUCGAAGAAGCCAUUAUCCUAACAGGUAUUGGCAAAUUCAACUUAUUCGUCCUACUAGCCACGGGAGGCUCUCUAAUGUGCGUCAUUGUAGAAACUAUGAGCGCGAUGUUCAUAACUCCAGCCGCACAAUGUGAUCUUAAUCUUACUUUAGGAGAAAAAGGACUUUUGUACUCUAUCAGCUUUUUUGGAGUAGUUUCUGGAUCUUUUUUAUGGGGAUAUUUGGCUGACACUAGAGGAAGAAAAAUGGUGACCAUCAUUUCAUUAUUCACAAGCGCCAUUAUAAGUAUUAUUGGAAGUUUUGUGUCUCUAGUUUGGUUGUUUAUACUAUUGCGGUACCUAAAUGGAUUUUUUAUUGGCGGUUCUUCAGCAAUAAUCUACGCUUUUGCAGGCGAAUUUCACGGCAACAGAGUUCGACCAAAAGUAGUCUCCUGGAUAGCAACUUUCGUAGCAUUUGGUAACAUAUACUUACCAGGACUAGCUUGGGUUAUUCUACCACAAGACUGGUCAUUAGAUCUACCUUUUAACGUAGUAUUUAAACCUUGGAGAUUACUUGUAAUAAUAUAUUCCCUACCUAGUCUAUUCUUCCUCAUAUUCGUGUUGAUUCUUCCAGAAAGUCCGAAAUAUUUAAUGGCUAAAGGUAGACACGAAGAAGCUUUAGAAAUUUUACGUAAAAUGUUUUCCAUAAACACUGGCAAAACAGGUGAGGAAUAUCCUGUGAAGAGUAUAUUGUGGGAAGAUGAAAAUACAGUGGAACAUAAAGAAAAUGAAAGUAUGCUAAGUUCCAUGUGGGAACAAUGUGUUCCUAUAUUUAGAAGGGGUUAUAUUUUGAAGACAGCUAUGGUUUGCUUUCUACAAUUUGCUAUAUUUUUAACAACAUCCGCUGUAAUAAUGUGGUAUCCACAGAUAUUGAACAGUAUGAGCGAAUUGGGAAAAAAAUUGCCGGAAAAUCAAAUUACAAUGUGUAAAGCAGUUUUAUAUGACGAUGAUAUGGAAAAUAUGGACAAUUAUUUUAUUCAAAGAAUAUUGUCAUAUAGUAGUAAUAACGCAACAAAUAGGGCAUUAAUGUCUGCAACUUGCAAUGACAACGUUAACGAAGAAGUAUUUUUAGUAUCUGUCGUGAUUGGUUGCUGCUAUGCAAUUUGUUACCUCAUGAUAGGAUCUGUAAUAAAUAUAGUAGGAGCACGAAAACUUCUAAGUGGUUUUAUUGUUAUUACAACAAUUUCUGGAGUGUGCGCUCAACUGCUAAGCAGUUACAUUUAUGUCCAAGUUACUUUAGGAAUUUUUUUAAUGGCAGCCACUGGCGUAGGAAUAGUAAACGCGAUAGUAGUAGAUUUGUAUCCUACUCAAAUCAGGGGCAUGGCCCUUGCUGUGUCGCUCAUGUGUGGAAGAUUUGGUGCCAUGACAGGAUCAAAUGUUGUAGGACCAAUACUGUUUAACUUCUGUGAUUAUUUAUUUUACAUUUUUGCCGCCCUACAUACAGUUGUCGUUAUUGUAAUCAUACUACUUCCAUCCAACAAAUCAACAGAACAGGCUGAAAAGGAAUCUAGUUAAUAAAAAUUAAAUAUUUUUUUUAUGAUGUAUAUUAGGUAUUUUAAUAAAUUUUGUAUAAUAAAAUGUUAUUGAAUUUUAUUUCCUUGACCUAAUUUUUAACCUAGAAGUAAAUUAGGUUUUAAACAAUUUAAAUUUCUUAAAAUAUUUCUGAACUAUAUCUUUCGGAUAAGGCUUACAAACUAAACAUGUAGGAAUAUUUUCAGGUUGUUCUAUCCAUAAUUUAUGUUUAAUACUAUUUUCUUCUAGUUUAUCUUUUAGUCCCAAUAAACUCUUUUCAUCGGGAGCUUCUAGUACUACUUUAUGCAUGUUAUCUAGGUCUUUUAAGUACUCCUGGGUAAAUUCAUCUUGAUAAAAUAAGUGAGUAGUAGCUGUGACAGCAUGGCAAGCCUGUGCUAUAAGUGCCCCAACCGGCCAGUCAAGGGUUUUUAAAAGAUCACCUCGUACUAUAACAUACUGAACAAUAUUUGAAGCACUCAUUUUUCGUUUGAUGUUAUUUGUUAUUUUGAAAACAUACCCAUAUUCUGCCCAUAUCAAAACCGUAAACGACAGUAACCAAACUUUUUCUUCUUUUUUGUACCUGCCACAGAC
Messenger RNA from Psylliodes chrysocephalus, 2376 nucleotides. The record is from the annotation of a GenBank genome assembly. Lineage: Eukaryota; Metazoa; Arthropoda; Insecta; Coleoptera; Chrysomelidae.